GGCUGUAACCAGAUCCCUCUUAACCCUUCUCAGCCCCCCUCACCCGUCUGGGAGCGGGGGGUGGCCAUGAAUGCGAGCCAGUGUGAGACAGCAUGUUUGUCAGUGUGUCUCCAUGUGUGUGUCUAUGAGGAUAUAUAUGCCCGCCACAGACCGUGCGGAGGACAUGUGGAUGUAAAGUUGCCUCUUUGACUGAGGCGGCGGGACUAGAGGAGCAACAGACGAGCAAAGCAAGGGAGGCACAUCCGCCCGAAACUAGCAACACACAGGGCAUGGCACUGUGUGGAGUCAAGGGACCACGCUUCUUGGGGCCCAAUGUGUACACAGAGGCCCCUGAUGGAGGCUGGGGAUGGGCAGUGGCUGUGGCCUUCUUCCUGGUGGAGGUUUUCACCUACGGUACCAUCAAGAGCUUCGGCAUCUUCCUCCAGGACCUGAUGGAGGAGUACGGGGAGACCAACAGUCGGGUCUCCUGGAUCAUUUCCAUCUGCGUGUUUGUCAUGACCUUCAAUGGUCCUCUCUCCUCUGUGAUGACUAACCGCUUUGGGUUCCAACUUGUUGUCAUGCUUGGAGGAUUACUUGUUUCUGCUGGUACCAUAGCCACCAGCUUUACCAUCUCUGUCAAUCAAAUGUACAUCACCUAUGGACUGGUCGCAGGUAUUGGGUACUGCCUGACCUUCCUGCCCACUGUGACCAUCCUCUCCCAGUACUUUAACCAUCGUCGGGCUCUAGUUACAGCUGUGGCUUCCACUGGAGAGUCCCUGUCCAUGUUCGCCCUGGCACCAGCCUUUUCUGCACUAAGGAACCAUAUUGGCUGGCGACACACCAUGGCAGUGAUAGGAGCUCUGCAAAGCAUCAUCAUCAUCUGUGGUGCUCUUCUGCGGCCAAUCAUCAUCAAACCCAGAGCGACUCAUAUGGCGGAGACUGAUAGAUUGUCCUCAAAGGAACUGGAGGCACUAAGUUCACAGGAGAACUUAGAAAGCACAAACCACGCAGACUCUUUGACAGGUAAUACCUCACAUGGACAGAAUACCUCCCACAGUCUGGAUAAUGAGCUCACCAGAGGCUCUGUGAGCACUGGAGACUCUGGUGUCCAGUCUUUGAAGGAAACGGAGGAAAAGACUUUGCUGGAAAAAGAAAAACAGACAUCUGUGGAAAACAGUGUGACAGAGUUAAAAGAGUCUGAGACAGACGAUAAACAGAACACAGAUGCAGAGAAACAGGUGAUGAAAGAUCAACUUAAAUCAGACGAUGAAAAGCUAUCUGCAAAGAAACUUCUAGAUUUCUCCAUCCUCAAAGAGUGCAGCUUCAUCCUCUACUCUAUGUUCGGACUGUUCGCCACACUCGGCUUCUUUGCCCCUCAACUCUACAUCAUCGAGCUGAGUGUGAGUCGAGGGGUGGAGCGGGACCGCGCAGCCUACAUGCUUUCUAUCAUGGCUGUGUCUGAAAUCUUGGGCCGCUUCGCCAUCGGUUGGAUCCUAACAAGGAGGCAGCUCAUGAAAAGGAAGCUGCUUGUGCUUCUGGCAUGUGUCAUUGCAAUGACCGCAGAUCUGGUGGGAUUUACCUUGGUCACGGAGUUCUACGGCCUGGCUGUAUGCUGUGCUUUGUAUGGGUUCUUAAUGGGAACACUAGCAUGCACUCACAUCCCCAUCCUGGCUGAAGAUGACGUGGUGGGCAUAGAGAGGAUGUCUUCAGCUGCUGGUGUCUAUGUGUUCAUACAAAGCUUUGCUGGGCUGGCUGGACCCCCCCUUGGUGGCUUGCUGGUGGAUGUGACUCAAAACUACGGAGCUGCCUUCUACUCUUGUGCAAUCGGCAUGGCAGUCAGUGCCGUGUUCUUAGGUUUGGUAAGACCUGCAAAGAGAGGAUUACUCUGCAGGAGAAGGAACUCAAAACACCCUGAAAACAUACAUCAAAGAACAGAGAACUCUGUGGAACAGAGUGCAGUAUGUGAACAGAACAAAAGAACGGAAAGUCCUCAAGAUUGCUCUGAAGUAGAUGACAACUUGGCCUGCAACCAAGUGGAUGCCACAAGAGACAGUGAGGAGGUUAUAAGUUUUGCUUGAGCUGAUAACGAUAGGGUAAGGGUGAUAAAAGAGUCAAGCCUUAUGAAGGUAAAAGGCUAUCUAAGGACAACUGCUGGCAAGUGCAAAAGUGUCAUGAGUACAAUGAAAACAAAGACCAAUAAUAAGUGUUGAGUGUAUAUGAUCUGUCAUUGUAGAUCUGAGCUCUGGGAGCAAGAUCUUUUGGACCACAAUAUGUAUGUGCCAAUGCUACCUUACAUAACUUGCAUACUAAACAUUGUUUUUUAGUACUGUUAAAAGAGUACUAUUAAAUCAGCUUUAAGUGAGUAAACUUUUGAUAUGGCCAUGCUUUAAAGGACAAUUUUGUGAGACGUGGAAGUAUGGAUGUGUUCAAAGUGAAACAAACCUUUAGUGGACAUGCCUCAGUUUUAGAUAUUCCACAACACUGAUACUUGAUGAACUAAUUGCCAGCUGGUGAUCAAUACUGCAAUGAUAACCGGAGACACUGUGACACAAAUGUAACUGCAUAACAAUAAAUUGCACAGAUUCUGUAACACGUGUUAUAGAAAAUACAUAAAGCUCAGGAGAUAACGUGUGUGAUUGAAAGUGUUUUUUUUAAUCAAACUGUUUCCAGGCUGAUGAUGUGCUAUUAUGUGUGAGGGGAUGUCAGACAAAUAUACAAAUAAAUACAAACUAUUUUUGUAUGGAAAAUUUGUUCAAUCGCAAUAAACCAACAGAGUGAUUUGAA
This is a messenger RNA of Acanthopagrus latus (yellowfin seabream), 2763 nucleotides long. RefSeq names its product monocarboxylate transporter 7-like. Gene Ontology annotation, biological process: monocarboxylic acid transport; transmembrane transport. The transcript is spliced from 6 exons. NCBI's taxonomy places the organism in Eukaryota, Metazoa, Chordata, Actinopteri, Spariformes, Sparidae. Bases 270 to 2057 code for a protein of 595 amino acids. The record is from RefSeq and is a predicted model, not a curated record. Gene Ontology annotation, molecular function: monocarboxylic acid transmembrane transporter activity.